Messenger RNA from Morchella sextelata, 381 nucleotides. RefSeq lists its product as uncharacterized. The transcript has a single exon. Bases 1 to 381 code for a protein of 126 amino acids. The record is from RefSeq and is a predicted model, not a curated record. NCBI's taxonomy places the organism in Eukaryota, Fungi, Ascomycota, Pezizomycetes, Pezizales, Morchellaceae.
AUGCCCUCCACACUCCCCUCCCUCACCGAAGCACACCUGUCCGAGCUCACCAGGCUUAGCCAUGCCUACGUCCUCCUAUUGAAAAUACGCUCUCGCCUGUAUCAUGCAUACUCGUCCCGCCACGCCGUAAGUAUUUCUGUCCUCCGCGGAUUGAUCGGGACAGUAGAGUUUCCGGUGGCGCUGAUGGAGUCGAUGUUUUUGCGGCGGCAGCUUGCAGAGGCUGCUGAGGCGCUGCUGGCGAGGUCUGAGGGUUUGAGUGAGGAUAUUCAUACCUGUGAGCAGUUUUUGGAGGGGGAUGAAGAGGCGGAGCAGAAGGUGCUGGUGUUGAAUAGGUGGAGGUGUGCGAUGUUGGAGGUUGCGGUUGCGGAGUUGGAUGAGUGA